This is a messenger RNA of Trypanosoma brucei brucei TREU927, 864 nucleotides long. RefSeq lists its product as hypothetical. The transcript has a single exon. The record is from RefSeq and is a predicted model, not a curated record. Bases 1 to 864 code for a protein of 287 amino acids. NCBI's taxonomy places the organism in Eukaryota, Euglenozoa, Kinetoplastea, Trypanosomatida, Trypanosomatidae.
AUGCCCUAUUUUUUUAAACCACUGGGAGCUCGUGCAUGGGGGUUUAUUGCAGCGAGCGUUGGUGGUACAUUUGCUAUCGGUAUUUUCCGGGAAAUUGCGCUGCUGCGGCAGAGAGAAAUUCCACUCUUUAAUGAGGCGGAUGUUGUGCACUCGGAGGAGCAUGCGCGGUACCCCUGCAAAACCUUCUUGGGUUAUGAUGUUGUUGUAACAAAUCAUUAUGUCCGGGAAAAGGGGCGAGGGGAACAAUCAUUGCUGCCACGCGGUAGUGAUGCCGAAAAUGGAAAUUGUGGACGCAGUGAUAGAGGAGGGGUCAUGAAAAAGCUGUUUGCAUGUUUUUCAAAUGAAACAUACACCACUGCUGGCCACAGUGAUUCAGUAUCAGAGGUCAACGAGUUGUAUCUUGUGAGGGAAGUUGUGGGUGAUGCACACGCACCUCGCGGUGACGUCUCCACCCGUAGCGUCAAGGGCUUCAACGGUGAUGAUGAUGACGCUGUUGAAGAUACCGUCGGUAAUCGUGUGGGCUCUUCAAUGUUCAUCGCUUCCUCCUCUUGGCCCCCGGGUACAGUUAAAUAUACCUCCAUGACUAUUGAGACGUCACAUAAUGAGGUACGAAAUGACAGUGACGCUUUGUUGCGACGCUGGAGCAACCGAGUCACGCAACAAUCGCUUGUUCGCUGCGACCCCUUGGCACCGGCCUCAAUGAACUGCCUCGCUGACGCCAGUUAUUUAGGUGCGCCAUAUCUGCGCAUCAUGCUUAGUGCUCUGCUGCUACUUCCCUCUCCGCUACCUCGGCUGCGGGUCGCUGUCCUCGGUGUUGGUGGAGGGUUCUCUCCUUCUUUCAUCGCAGCAGCAUUUCUCACAUGA